Molecule: messenger RNA, 2631 nt
Organism: Dichomitus squalens LYAD-421 SS1
Lineage: Eukaryota; Fungi; Basidiomycota; Agaricomycetes; Polyporales; Polyporaceae
Product: other/SCY1 protein kinase
Exons: 13
Coding region: 1-2631 (876 amino acids)
Biological process (GO): protein phosphorylation
Molecular function (GO): ATP binding; protein kinase activity
Source: RefSeq, a predicted model, not a curated record
AUGCUCGCGGCGGCAACAUCGUUCUUUGCGCGGACGAAUAUCUCUCAGAACUAUAACAUCGGUUCCUCGUCAUCCUCGGGGGCUGGUCUUGGUGGAAGUCGGACAGCAUCACCUGCGCCAGCAAGCUCAUCCACAGCCUCUCUCCCUGCAGCUGCACAACCGCCACCGUUUAAUGUGGGGCCAUGGCGCGUGCAGCCUGCAACACACAAGGUCACCAACAAGCGCGUCUCUGUAUGGAGCACGGACAAACGGAGCCAGGAGAUGGAACGCAUGGGGCCAGCGUCGAGGGAGAGGACGAUAGAGGUUUUGAAGGCCGAGGCCUCGGCUCUGAGUAGGCUGCGGCAUCCGUCGAUUUUAGAGAUGGUGGAACCACUUGAAGAGACUCGGAACGAGCUUAUCUUCGCUACGGAGCCCGUACUUUCUUCGUUGCACCUGUCAAUACCUGGUUCCUUUCAAUAUACACCUCUAGUGGAGUUGGAUGAGGUCGAGAUCCAGAAGGGUAUCCUCCAGCUAUGCAAAGGUCUCUCCUUCAUGCACACAUCUGCGCGUCUGAUCCACUCGAACGUCAACCCUGAGAGCAUUGUGAUCAAUAGCGCGGGUGAUUGGAAGCUGUCUGGACUGGGACUUACAAUCCCUCUAUCAAGACCCGAGGGUGGUCCAACGCGAUGGGAGUUCCCCACGUACGACGGGCGGGCUUCCUCAUACACACAACGAUCUUUCGACUACAUCGCGCCUGAAUACGCUCUGGACGAGGUCUUGGACCCUGCCUCCGACAUGUACUCUCUAGGUUGCUUGAUUUAUGCUGUUCACUGCAAGGGGAACCCACCAUUCAAGAAUCACGGUAGCCUAUCUUCGCUACGCGCGAAUGCGGGGAAGCCCCUGACCGGUACGGAAAGACUUGAACAAGACCUACGAGCGCUAUUAAAUGCCCUAAUCUCGCGACAACCUCAUAGUCGACCGAGUCCCAACGACCUGCCGCUCCACCCCUUCUUCUCAUCAUUGCCUGUUUCGACGCUCAACUUCCUCGACCGGUCUAACUUCGCUGCCAAAACCCGAGAAGAGAAAAUAUCCUUCAUGAAAGGCCUGACCAGUGUCUUGGAUAGGUUCUCUGAAGGACUUCGGACGCGGAAGAUACUGCCGUCUCUCCUUGAAGAGAUGAAAGAUACCCACUUGCUACCCUACAUCCUACCCAACAUCUUUGCUAUCUCGCAGAUCCUCUCAUCAAGCCAAUUCGCUGCUCUCGUGUUGCCGAGUCUGAAGCCGCUCUUCGCGAUCAAGGAACCACCACAAAAUAUGCUAACUUUGUUGGAUAACUUGCAAAUGCUCCAAGACAAGACUGAAAAACCUGUCUUCCGAGAACACGUCCUUCCUCUUGUUUACAACGCUCUUGACAGUGAGCAUGCCAUUGUCCAAGAACGCGCGCUGAAAGCGGUUCCUAACCUCUGCGAGACGAUCGACUACGCUGAGGUACAGGGAGUACUCUUCCCGAGGGUCGCGCUCGUGUUCACCAAGACGCGCAUCUUGUCUGUCAAAGUCGCCACGUUGGAGACAUUCCUCCAUAUGGUGAAAACCCUUGACCAGUCGAGUCUGACGCAAAAGCUGGUCCCGUUGCUAUCGAGGAUUCGGACGAAGGAGCCCGCUGUUACCAUGGCCACCCUUGCCGUUCAAGAAGCCAUGGGUCUCAAAGUCGACAGAGAAGCGGUCGCUACACUUGUGCUCCCCCAACUCUGGGCAAUGUCCAUGGGCCCCCUGUUGACCGUCUCGCAAUUCAAGCGGUUCAUGGAUGUCAUCAAGAAGUUGGGAGAUCGGGUGGAGAAGGAGCAUGACCAGUAUCUACGCGACUCUCAGCGGAUAGAGGAUCGCUCAGCCGUGAACGGGCGUGCCAGUCUGUCCACCGGCGCCACUGGUGGCGCCGUCGACUUCGAGAGCCUGGUGGGGAACAGCGGUGCGUCCGCAGUCACGGUGAAGGCGGAUUCCACCGGAGAUGGUUCCAAGAACUGGGAGGAUGAUGUCUGGGGCAGUAUUUUUUCCAGUACCUCGGGGGUAACCCCAAGUCCGGCGCCAUUAUCUCCUCCGAUCUCGUCCCAACCUCAGCGAACGCCGUCGACGUUCACUACGCACCAGCAGACACAAUCGCUGCCCUCAUCGCCGAAGAUCCAAAGUUCUUUGAACUCGCACGCUGCACGAUCUCCUCUUGGUCGCCCGAGCCCAGGCUUGGGAGUUACCCGUGUGUCAUCUUCGUCUUUUAGCAACUCGGCGUUCCCCCUCAACUCCUCAUCUCCAUCGAAUGCUUCGAGUCCGUUUUCAACGACUUCGUCCAUGCAGCCUAUGCAGCCAUCAUUCCCGACCCUUACGCCUGCCAGUGUUGGUUCCCAAACCAACAGCUUCAGCACGAUAACUCAAGCCCCAUCAUUCGUUGCGCCUGUGGGCCCGAAUUACAACAUUACCCUGCCACCUGCUCAACCAUCGACAUCAACAUCUCCACCACCUCCAUUCUUCGCCUCACAGAUGUCGAUGAACAGCGUACUAGCGCCGUCUAAGCCUGCUCAACCACAGUGGCCAGGGACAACGGGCUCUUCGACGAAGCAGUUGUCGAAGGAUGACUGGGGGGAUUUUGACCCAUUAGCCUAA